This is a messenger RNA of Vespa velutina, 1260 nucleotides long. RefSeq names its product V-type proton ATPase subunit d (gene VhaAC39-1). The record is from RefSeq and is a predicted model, not a curated record. Gene Ontology annotation, molecular function: proton-transporting ATPase activity, rotational mechanism. Gene Ontology annotation, cellular component: plasma membrane proton-transporting V-type ATPase complex; early endosome; vacuolar proton-transporting V-type ATPase complex. Gene Ontology annotation, biological process: vacuolar transport; proton transmembrane transport; vacuolar acidification. NCBI's taxonomy places the organism in Eukaryota, Metazoa, Arthropoda, Insecta, Hymenoptera, Vespidae. Bases 160 to 1206 code for a protein of 348 amino acids. The transcript has 6 exons.
AACGAAACUUUUACUUUCGUAUAUAAGUUUGGCCCCCCUGAUAUCCAGUCAUAUGAUCACCAACCAAGAAGGGCGAGUCUGGGCGUUCAAGUUUUAAUCUUGACAAUUCGUAGACUUAAAGUGACAUACAUAUUUUUCUUAAAAAAAAAAAAUAUCAAAAUGAAGGGUUGUAUGUUUAAUAUAGAUGGUGGAUAUUUAGAAGGGCUUUGCCGUGGUUUCAAAUGUGGAAUACUUCAACAAAGCGAUUAUCUCAAUUUAGUUCAAUGCGAGACACUCGAAGAUUUAAAGCUACAUCUGGCUGGUACAGAUUAUGGAAGCUUUUUAGCAAAUGAACCAUCGCCGCUUUCUGUGAGUGUCAUAGAUGACAAGUUGAGGGAAAAAUUAGUUGUGGAAUUUCAACACAUGCGCAAUCAUUCUGUCGAACCAUUGGCACAGUUUCUUGAUUUUAUCACAUAUAGUUAUAUGAUUGACAAUAUUAUAUUAUUAAUUACUGGUACUUUACAUCAAAGACCUAUUUCUGAAUUAAUUCCAAAGUGCCAUCCUCUUGGUAGUUUUGAACAAAUGGAAGCUAUUCAUGUAGCUGCUACACCAGCUGAAUUAUACAAUGCUGUUUUAGUAGACACACCAUUAGCGCCUUUCUUUGUGGAUUGUAUAUCUGAACAAGAUUUAGAUGAAAUGAAUAUUGAAAUUAUUCGUAAUACACUUUAUAAAGCUUACCUAGAAGCUUUCUAUAAAUUCUGCAAAGAUAUUGGUGGUACAACUGCCGAUACUAUGUGUGAGAUACUUGCUUUUGAAGCUGAUAGAAGAGCAAUUAUUAUAACCAUUAAUUCAUUUGGAACUGAAUUGGGUAAAGAUGAUCGUGCAAAAUUAUAUCCACGUUGCGGACGUUUGAAUCCAGAUGGAUUGGCUGCAUUAGCAAGAGCUGAUGACUAUGAACAAGUUAAAGCUGUAGCUGAGUAUUAUGCUGAAUAUAGUGCUUUAUUUGAAGGAGCAGGUAAUAAUCCUGGUGACAAAACUCUGGAAGAUAAAUUCUUUGAACAUGAAGUUCGUUUAAAUGUUCAUGCAUUUCUUCAACAAUUCCAUUUUGGAGUAUUCUACAGUUAUUUAAAACUUAAAGAACAAGAAUGUCGUAACAUUGUCUGGAUAGCUGAAUGCGUUGCACAAAAGCACCGUGCUAAAAUUGACAAUUACAUUCCAAUAUUUUAAUUGUAAUCUUGUUUUGUUUAAAUCAAUUACAUAAUUUACCAGAAAUCACUUAUA